AUGCAUCGCCAUUUGGCUGCUACCGAAAUUCGGUAUUUCAGGGCUCUAAAGUGGAGCUACAUAUCGCAUCUAGCAUCGUAUCACGUUCCUAUAUUGCGGCGAGGGUCAAGUUCAUUUCCUGUGGUCGCAGGUUUUUCCUCGGUCCGCAGUCGCAAGCAACAAUCCGCGGCCUCGGAUUCUGCGCCAACGACGGAUGCUACUCAUAUUUCACAACACAAUGUGACGGCUAAUGUGUCUGUUAAAUCAGAUUCCUCUGUGCCUGUUUGCGACCUGCAAUCGUCACUGGAGUCUAUGAUCUGCGAUGUCCGCCAGCGUCGUAAAAUACGCGACCGACCCGUGUUUUUGACCGUGCUAUCGCAACCGUCCACAGCGUUGGUGGACCUGCUGUUCGCUAUCUUCAAGCAUGGUGGCGCCGCGGUCUCGGUGCUUCCCGUCUGCUUCUCGCUAUUGCGCAGCCGGCUUGCUACCAGUGAGCCUACGUGUUUCGAGAAGCAUAUAGUGGACAACUGGAGGUCUAUGAUAGUCGAAUCUCGCAGCGAUAUCGUGUUGACCACGCGGGACUACUAUUCGCUGCUGUCGCCGAUAUGCCGAGAGCUGACCGUGCCCCUGCACGUCCUGGUUCGGGCUCCAGCCAUAAUAUCGGCAGCUGAAUUCGAUUCAGCUAUGCGCGCCGGCCACGGCUACAUCGAUCUUCUGGAUACCCCUAAGGCCGGUUCCAAGAUUACUCCAGACGUGUCGCAGUUGUUCGGCAACGGUGACCGUGAAUGGUCCUUGCUGCACGUGUUCUCGGAAGUCGGCUCGUGCAACGGAAAGGUCGUAGCUCACACGAAGGCAACUUUGGAUGCAGAGCGGGAACGUGUCAGGAACGUGAUUUCUAUCGCUCCGAACGACCAGGUGCUGAACUGCCUCUUUCCGCACGAAUACGGUUUCACGAUGUACGGAGUGUUGCAACCCUUAUACGCCGGAGCCAGGGCACACUACCCUCUAAUAGUGCCAUCUGCAACUCGCUACACGUCCUUGAAGCCGCAAUUCCCACUCACGCUUCGCCGUGACCUUCGUGAGACGGUGACCCUCUCUCUGGCGCAGUCGGUCUUCGAGUAUGUUCGCUCCAAUGGCUGCAAACCGACCGUCCUUCUCUGCGGCUCAGAAAUGUUGAGGUACCUCCUGGAGUUCAUAACUUGCGGGGAGCUUUCGGCGCCGGAGCGCCGUUCGUACCUCGGACACUGGGUCAAUGUGGACCGUAUUUACGUAUUCGAGGACGCGUCGCAGUUGCGUUCCGGAUCACUGCAUGAGACUGUUGCUGCAUUUUUAAAGGCGACCUCACUGUCAGCAUCCGUGACCCAGCUGUACACGCUACCCGAGGUUGGCUUAGUGGCACAUAUGAACCUGCGUGACCCCGAGGCUACCCCCGUUGCCCUGCCAGAUUGCAAUAUCAUUAACGAAGGUUCUCAAUUCAUAAUAGCCGCUAGAACCGGCUCUCUAUUCCAGACAUAUUUGGGCCGUCCGUAUGCGACAAAGUCCGCAUUAGUGAAUGGCGAAUUGCGCCUAAAGUUCCAGACGCCCGUUGAAUCCACUCCUCUGCUGCCUCGUCACUUGGAGUACGUGACGUACUUCAAACGUCGACGGGAGCGCAUGUCGCGCUAUCCGCAGGGAUACAUAAAGCAGGUGCCCGUGCGCACUCAGUUUUGGGGCAACUACACUGGUCGUAAGCGGCACCCCUCGGUACUAUAG
Babesia ovata is the source of this 1731-nucleotide messenger RNA. RefSeq lists its product as uncharacterized. The coding region runs from base 1 to 1731 and encodes 576 amino acids. The record is from RefSeq and is a predicted model, not a curated record. Lineage: Eukaryota; Apicomplexa; Aconoidasida; Piroplasmida; Babesiidae. The transcript is spliced from 5 exons.